UAAUACACAGACAGUGCGGCAGGAAAACCGCAGCAACGCCAGGGAUUUGUGUAAGGAAAGGGGGAAAAUAACAUGGAAUUAAAAUAAACAUACACACCCACAAAUGGAAAAAGCACGGUUUUAAAAUGGAAACUGGGUAACCUGGACAUGCGUCUUUCCCCCCAAAAAACAAAAAAACAAAACACAGGGCAUAACCAUAGAAUGGAUGAAAAAUGCAACGAGAUCUGCGGCUGCUUGGUUUUGCCUGCUGAAUCGAACACGCGAGAACAUAUGGAAUACUAAUUGGAAAAACACAAUCACCGAGCGCUGCUGUUCAGAAAAAGAUCAACUGUGUCUGUACAGAAAACGUUUUUUUUGGAAAAAAUAAGCAAACAAAAGUCAAAUUAGGUGCAUUGAAUUCCAUUGAAGGGAUGUUAUCAGGUCCCAUUGCUUGACAAGCAGAUUUCACGAGACGGGCAUUUCAAUCUGAGGUGUUAGAAUGGGCGACGCCGCAGAUAGCAAGGAGAUUAAAAAGACUUUCAUCGUUCCAGCCAUAAAAUCAUUUGAUCAUUACGAUUUUUCCAGGGCUAAAAUCUCUUGUAGCCUGGCAUGGCUUGUUGCCAAAGCCUUUGGGACAGACAAUGUGCCUGAGGAGCUGAAGGAGCCGUUCUACACAGACCAGUAUGAGCAGGAGCACACCAAGCCUCCUGUGGUGAACCUGCUGCUGUCAGCUGAGCUGUACUGCCGCGCAGGGAGCCUUAUUCUCAAGAGCGAUGCCGCCAAGCCUCUCCUGGGACACGAUGCCGUCAUCCAGGCGCUCGCACAGAAGGGACUUUAUGUCACAGACCAGGAGAAGCUGGUUACCGAGAGGGACCUGCGCAAGAAGCCCAUUCAGAUUAGUGCUCACUUAGCCAUGAUUGACACCUUGAUGAUGGCUUACACAGUGGAGAUGGUGAGUGUGGAGAAGGUGGUUGCUUGUGUUCAGAAGUAUUCAGCCCUCACAGACACAGAUCUGCCGUACGACGCUGAGGAUGCUGUCAUGAGCUGGAUGAAUAAGGUUAACGAGCACUUGAAAGAUAUAAUUAUGCAGGAGCAGAAGAUGAGAGCAUCACGGUGUUCAGACACGACUGGUGGUCCAACGUCUCCAACCAAAUGGUAUUGGAAACUGGUACCUGCCCGAUACAGGAAGGAACAGGCACUCGCAAGGCACAUGCCUUGUAUACCCCCUGUGGAGAACUUAUUGAAAGACAGUACUGAUGGUGGAGCCCUUGCUGCAUUGAUCCAUUUCUACUGUCCUGAAAUGGUCAAGCUGGAAGAUAUAUGCCUGAAGGAAACCAUGUCAUUGGCAGACAGCUUGUACAAUCUUCAGCUGAUUCAGGAGUUUUGUCAGGACAGCCUGAAUGGAUGCUGCCACUUUGCACUGGAAGACAUGAUCUAUGCCUCCUCCUCAAUAAAGAACAACUACCUGGUGUUUAUGGCAGAGCUGUUUUGGUGGUUUGAAGUAGUGAAGCCUUCUUUUGUACAGCCUCGGGUUGUAGACGUCGAUGUUGAUGCAGCAGAGGCAGUUCAGCCAAUGAAGAACAUGCCCACAUUUCCCAUUUCAAAUGCUACAAAAAGAAGCUUUAUUGAGAGUCCUUCCAGUCCAGACUUGGAUGCCAGUCAAGGCUUGUCACCACCUCAGUCUCUUCUGCCACUUAGACACAAACAGCAGAGGCGUCAAAAUGCCACUUCAGGAGCAAUAAGAAGAUCAACCUCAAUGUCUUAUGUGGAAGGCUAUGUUGGAACCUGGCCUAAGGAAAAACGGUCAUCGGUCCAUGGAGUAUCCUUUGACAUCCCUUUUGAUAAAGAGAACACUAUGCAGACCUCUACCCCUCCAAGCCGUGGGAUAACCAGAUCAAUCAGCAAUGAAGGUCUAGGAUUUAAACUCAAUCAACACCCCAGAAACAUAAAGAGAAACCUCUCCUUCCAGCCUGUGAACGGACAGAGCGAAACAGAAGGCAUUGAAGAGGAAAUGUACCUAGAGAGCCAAACUGACGCAGAACUUCAUGACAGUGCUAAUCAAAGGAAACAGUAUAAACUUUCAAACGGGCCAGUGCUGGACGAGUACGGCAAUCCUGCUGGGACACCAAGUAUUGAAGAAGCUUUGCAAAUAAUCCACGAUUCUGAAAAACCACGUAGUGUCCUUCAGUUCAAUAAGGUCAACGUCGGAUUUUUCCUCCAUGGUCAGGAUUUUGGGGAUUUUAAUUCAAAGCUUAAGACAGAGGAACCAUGCUUGGACUCUAUUGCAGAGACAAAGGGGGCUGGGAGCCCUGACACUACUGAGGUGGACACUGGGAUUCAUAUUCAGACAGAAGACAUUCAGGAAACGAUAGACGAGGACUCUUCUUUAAGAGACUACACAGUGAGCAUGGACUCUGACAUGGACCACGACUAUGAACUAAAAGUAAGCAAUCCCAGAGACAUCACAAGCCCAUGCCCAAGCUCAGUAAGUGCCAAGUCCCAGGCUGGGAGCAGUGAGCAGUCUUCUAGCUCUGGAGUUAAGAUGACCAGUUUUGCAGAACAAAAGUUGAGGAAAAUUAACCACGUUGAUGGCAGGAGCAGCGGAAGCAGCUCCCAAAAGACAACCCCAGAAAGUUCAGAGCUAAACAUCCCGCACAUGGGGGCAUGGGCUCAAACACCGGAGGAGAGCCCAGUCAGGCAGGGGAGAGAUCCCACACAGCUCCUGGCUUCAGAAAUGGUUCAUCUCAAGAUGAAGUUGGAGGAGAAGAGGAGAGCGAUUGAAGCCCAGAAGAAGAAGGUAGAAGCAGCGUUUACAAGACACCGGCAGAGAAUGGGGAGAACAGCAUUCCUGACUGUGGUAAAGAAGAAAGGGGACGGCACAUCGCCACUUAGGGAGGAAUCUACUGGUUCAGAGGAUGAAAAGCUAUCCGCUGAUAGCCAGCCUUCCAAGAUGGUAGCGGAUAAUACCCUAAGUCCUGGGAAAUGUAAAACUGAGGAUACAUUGUUCGAAGAAAUUGCAGACCCAGCUCAGAGCAGGUGGCUGAAAUCGCCCACUGACGAGUCUAUAGGAGAGGGAGACCUUGUAGAGUACACCAGGUCCAUUGAGAAGCUGAACUCUUCUCUAAACUUCCUGCAGCAGGAGAUGCAACGCAUAGCACAGCAACAGGACAUCAUAAUGCAGAUGAGGGAGCAGCAAGCCUGGGGGAUCUGUCCUUCACAGCCAUCUCCUCAGAAGCAGGUGCGGGAGCUUCGCUCUACUUCACGCUCGACUGGCUCUCUGUCACCGGUCUUAUCAUCGGCAGGAGGAUCCCCAAGGACUUCUCACCGAUCCCCUCAGCCCAUAACAAGGAAGUCAGCAUCUUUUCACUCGAAAACCCCAAGGAGUCAAAGACCAAACGAGUUAAAAAUUGCCCCUUUCAGCCGUGUGUUGACCAGUCCCCAGUCAGUAGACAGUCUUCCCCACCUCCGAAGGUUUUCCCCCAGCCAGAUCCAGACCAAGUCGUUUGUGCACUUUGGAGAUGACAAUGCGCCCACCGGUGAAUCUGAGUCAAGAGACAAGUAUUCUGUCCAGGAACCUAAACCAGCAGACUCUGCAACUGAAGGUUCAGAGAUAGGAGAGGCACAAGAGCAGCUCCCAGCAGAGGAGGGUAAGGAGGAGGUCAAGCCCCUGGAAUCGACAGUUUCAGAAGUGUUAUCCCAGCCUGUUAAAGAGACCUUUAUUGUUACCCCCAACACCGAAAACCCAAGGGAGCCUGUAGGACAGAGCACUAAGACUGUGAGCUUGAUUGAGGUUCCUCUCUCUGUGCUGAAGCCGCUAGAGGGACAGGUUCUGGAGGGAGAUGGGGCCGGAGACAAUUAUUAUGAUGAUCAGAAAAUGUGCUGUGGAUUCUUUUUUAAAGAUGACCAGAAAGGAGAAGACGACAUGGCGAUGAAACGAGCUGCCCUCCUGGAGAAACGACUGCAGAGGGAGAGGGAGAACCAGCAGCGAAAGCAGCAACUGGAUGUGGAACUGGAGCAGAAGAAAGAGGAGGCAAGGAUUAAAGCAGAAGAAGAGCGUCAGAAGAAAGAGGAUGAGAAGGCGCGACGAGAGUACAUCAAGCAGGAGUUCCUGCGGAGGAAGCAGCUCAGAAUGAUAGAGGACAUGGACACGAUGAUAAAACCUCGGCCUGCGAGCUCCAAGCACAAAAGGCCACGUCCGAAGUCUGUACAUAGAGAUAUAAUGGAGUCUCCCAGAACCCCUGUCAGAGCUGCAGCAGGUUCACGACCUCGUGUUUUUUCAGUGUCCAGCCUUUCCCUGGCCUCCUUAAACCUAGCAGACAACGAGAGUAUGCUGUCAGGCAAGAGAAGUCCCAGAAGCAGUAGCGUAGCCUCUGGAAACCUUUACUACUUAAUGAAAUCAACUAAACUGAACAAGGCAAGACCUGAGUCUGCAGAUGGGCUGUUGUCUCCUUGUCGAUUGUCCAGUCGCAAUGAUGACAAGGACUGGGAAAAUGGCUCAACGACCUCUUCAGUGGCUUCGAAUACUGAGUACACAGGACCAAAGCUGUAUAAGGAACCAAGUGCAAAGUCUAACAAACACAUAAUCCAGAAUGCUUUAGCUCAUUGUUGCCUGGCUGGCAGGGUAAAUGAAGGUCAGAAGAAUAAAAUAUUAGAGGAAAUGGAAAAAUCGGGGGCCAACAACUUUUUAGUGUUGCUCCGGGACGCUGGCUGCCAGUUCAGGUCGGUGUACACGUACUGUCCUGAGAUGGAGGUGAUCAACAAGCUGGCCGGCGUCGGGCCCAAGUCCAUCUCCAGGAAGAUGAUAGAGGGGCUUUACAAAUACAACUCUGACAAGAAACAGUUCAGCCUCAUUCCCGCCAAAACCAUGUCUGCCAGCGUUGAUGCAGUUACCAUUUACUGCCACUUGUGGGCCAAGAGGCCAGUGACACCCAAAAAACUGCUGUCUUCCAAGUCGUAGUGGAUUGAACUCUGUUUUGAAUCUUUUUUUUUUUCUUUUUAAAGAAAACAUUGCACUUCACGUUACCAUUAGGAAAAGGGUUUGAGCUGCCAAUGGACAAUAACACUAUAUCCAAUUAUUAUUGUUUUUUUUUUUGUUUUUUUUUGUUUGAACUGGACACCACGUCGUUAUGCACAACUGGAAUGUAAAACACUAUUUAAAAGUAUUAAAUGAAUGUCACUGUUGCAUUUAGUACAAGAGAUCAUUGAAUAUUAGGUCAUUUUAUUGAAGCAUGUGUGUGUGGUGUUGUGUGUGUUAAUCGAAAAAUCUUAUGUUUUUAUUUGGUACACUGAAGCACUGAAUGCCAAUCAUCUGUAUAGUUGAAUCAUCAUAGCUGUAACAUUUGUGGCCUUAUGCUUUAUUUUGUAUGUGACUGCCAUGUGGUGUUUGUGAGGGUGUUAUUUCAUGAGAGGUUUUUGUGUGCAAGCGACGCUUGCGACUUAUUUUGUGAUAGAAAAAAAAAGUCAGUUUGGUCUUAAGAGUUGAGUAAGAAAACCUGAAGGUAUAAGGGGAAGUCUUAAAAAGUACUAUGUACCUUUAUGUACCUUUAUGUACCUUUGUAUCAUGUUGUACUGUAGAUUUAAAGGACGUCACUACAAAAGUAUUAACUAGGUUAUAACAAAUGGCAAAACUGACAAACUCUGAAACUGAUGUUUCUUUAGAAAUGUAUUUAACUCCAAGUUUACGCAAUAGAAUGUUUAAGGAAGCAAAAUAAAGUGGACAGACCAACGAAUAUGUUUCGUUAUAUAUUUAUCUUAUGCAUUUGGCUACUCAGUUCCAGAUAUAGUAUAAAGAGCCUUUGUUGCUUCUCCACGCAAGUAAUGUAAUGAACAUAUAGCGUCCACUGUUAACAGGAUUCAGCAUUAUCAAUCCGUGUAUUCACCCCCCACCCCAAAUCAGUUCAUUCAAAUGUCAUUACAUUAACACUAAAGAACACAUACCAGUAAAUACAAUGAGAAACGUUUGUCAUGUCGGUUUACAGAUAUUAUAUUUGGCAUUUAAGAUUUUCACAUUCAGUGGGACUAGUUGGCCAGACUUGGCUGUUCUGAGAAACUUGAGUGGUUCCAGGAGGGUUAAACUGUAGUUUAGAGUUGUAAAUACCAGUUUAAAAACCAAUGGAAUUCACUAAUACUGAAACCCCAGUCAUGUAUCUCACAGCCAUAGUGAUUGCUGUAUUAGCAACUUGUCUUAGUAGGUUAGGUUAUGUUUUCAUGGAAAGUUUUAUCCCUGAAAAAUGAUUUAUUUAUCUGGCCAAACAUUACUGCCACAUGUAUUUUAUUUAUUUUUUCUUUUUAAGGUGUAUGUAUACAUAGUAUGUGCAUAUUAAGCAUGUUAUUACUAAAAAGCAUCCUUGAUUUUUUUAAGUUUAUUUUCCCCAUGUAUGGUAGCUAGCUAAGUAAUGGGGUAAAAAGAAAACAGGACGUACCUGAUGCAGUUCAAUAGAUUGCAGGUCACUGGCCUCCCAUGUCCUGUCUUAUAUUUUCAUACUCUUACAAUGAUAUACCGGUAUGUAUUUCCAUGUGUAUGUUGUAAAUAAGAUAAAUACUAAGGGGAUGAUAUGUUGCUCUUGCUAUAUUGUGUUUGUGGGAUGGAGGUGUCCAUAUUCCACCAGUAAAUGUCUAUCGAGAAUCUCCAAAAGUAGUGGUGUUUUAUUUAGUUUCAAAGUUUUGUUUUUGCUGCGGCAAGCCAACUGAGGUCGAAGCUUUUCUUUUUAUUGUUUAUAUUAUUAGUUGUCUUGAGAAUCAGGAUUUGAUUAUAUUGUUGUCACUUUUUUGUUAAUAUUUAAAUGUAAUUUAGGUUUUCUGUAUAUUUCAUAAACAUUCAUUGCCAUAUAAACAUUUGAGAGAUGUGGCUCCAACACAGAGUUUUGUCAGUGGCUUAUCCAUACUAUUUGCUUGUAUAAGAAUACGAUAUAUAAUUCACAACAUUUGAAAUGUAUAAAUAUAUGUGUAUAUAUGAGGGACUCAAAGAGUAUGACCAUUGUUACUGUAGGCAUGUAUAGGGAUUUCACUGGUGUCAUGGAGCAGAUCUGAAUCCACAGCUUCAGAUAAGGUUUUAAAAUGUCUAUGAUAAACACAGAACUGUAGAAUAUCUUGUCAAAUACAGUUAAAAUGUUUACCAAUGAUAACUAAGAUGGGUGUAUAGGAAUAAGUAAGCAUAUUUAUAAUUAGCAUGUUGUUUUUAAUUUGGAGAUAAAAAUACAGAUUGUAACUUUUAAAUGCAGUCUGCAGUUCAAGUAAAGUAAAAACCAGCUUCUGUAAAUACCUUGAAUUGUAAUGCAAUGACUAUGGAUUGAGAUUUCAUGGCACUCCUUAUUUGUG
Molecule: messenger RNA, 7296 nt
Organism: Polyodon spathula (Mississippi paddlefish)
Lineage: Eukaryota; Metazoa; Chordata; Actinopteri; Acipenseriformes; Polyodontidae
Product: calmodulin-regulated spectrin-associated protein 2-like
Exons: 19
Coding region: 479-4936 (1485 amino acids)
Biological process (GO): cytoplasmic microtubule organization; negative regulation of microtubule depolymerization; neuron projection development
Cellular component (GO): microtubule minus-end
Molecular function (GO): microtubule minus-end binding; calmodulin binding; spectrin binding
Source: RefSeq, a predicted model, not a curated record